AUGAAGCGGCAACACGUGGCCCUACCGGGCCUAAAGUCCCUGGCCGCCGCCAUCCUCGUCGCCCGCGUCACCGAGGGUGCCAAAACCUACUGCGCCGACCAAAACAACGUCGUCGUGGCGGACGCCAACUGCGACGGCACCAAGCCCGCAGACACCUUCUUCAUGUUCUUCAGCGAAGAGGACUCCAUCCCCGUCGGCAGUGCCGUCGACCCUCUCAAGACGGAUCUGUAUGACAGCGCCGACCCGAUCGAGAGACAAAAUGCCAGGUUCCCUUUCGAGGUUGACGAGGCCAAGUUUGAGACUAGAGACAUGGAGCAUAACGGGUUCGGAAGGCGAGCUUGUGGAGGUAAUGGUGGUGGUAGAGUUGGAGGCGGAUAUAUUGGAAGGCCCAUUGGUGGUGGCUACUAUGGUGGUUAA
Colletotrichum abscissum is the source of this 417-nucleotide messenger RNA. RefSeq lists its product as uncharacterized. The transcript has a single exon. The record is from RefSeq and is a predicted model, not a curated record. NCBI's taxonomy places the organism in Eukaryota, Fungi, Ascomycota, Sordariomycetes, Glomerellales, Glomerellaceae. The coding region runs from base 1 to 417 and encodes 138 amino acids.